This is a messenger RNA of Benincasa hispida (wax gourd), 1128 nucleotides long. Its product is annotated as GDSL esterase/lipase At1g29670-like. Lineage: Eukaryota; Viridiplantae; Streptophyta; Magnoliopsida; Cucurbitales; Cucurbitaceae. The record is from RefSeq and is a predicted model, not a curated record. Gene Ontology annotation, molecular function: hydrolase activity, acting on ester bonds.
AUGAAGGGAGAAUUAUUGAUGGUGUAUUAUUGUUUAAUAAUAAUAAUUGGAGGAUUAUUAUUAGAGAAUAAAUAUGUUGAUGGAGCAUCAUCAUCAUCAAAAAAGAAAGUUAGUUGUUAUUUUGUAUUUGGAGAUUCUCAAGCAGACAAUGGAAAUAACAAUGACAUGUUGGAAAGGGAAUAUGGUAAUGCAAGAGCUGAUUAUAAGCCUUAUGGCAUUGACUUCUCUAAACAAAGCAUUCCCACUGGCAGAUUCACCAAUGGCCGCAAUGUUCCUGAUUUCAUCGCUAAAUUUUUAGGGUUUCGGGAUUACAUUCCACCAUUUAAGAUAACAAAGAGUCGGACUAUUUUGAAAGGUGUAAACUAUGCAUCUGGAGGUGCAGGAAUUCUCCGUGAAACUGGAAGAACACUGGGGCAAGUAUCAAGCAUCAAGAAGCAAUUGGAGAAUCACAAUUACACAAUUUCACAAAUGCAUGGGUUAUUGGGAAGCAAAACAAAAAUUACAAGCUAUCUUAAAAGAUGCUUAUAUACAAUUCAAAUUGGAAGCAAUGAUUACCUUAAUAAUUUUUUUAUGCCAAAACUCUACCAGACAAGUUCUCAAUAUUCUCCAAAAGCAUAUGCCAUUGCUCUAAACAAAGAACUCUCCACCCAAUUGAAGAUUCUAUAUGAUCAAGGAGCAAGAAAGGUGGCCAUAUUUGGAGUGGGAUCCAUAGGUUGUACUCCAUAUGCAAGGGCUAACUUUGAGCAUAGAGGGCUGCCAUGUGUUGACAAAAUGAACAGUGCUAUUCAACUUUUCAAUGAUGGCCUCAAGUCUCUUGUUCAACAGCUUAAUACUAACUUGCCUGCUGCUAAAUUUACUUUCAUUGAUGUCUUCAAAAUUUCCACUAUUGACCCUUCAGAUUAUGGUAAAAAGGUACUAGAUGCUCCAUGCUGUGAAGUUGAAGUAGGGGGAAUGCAAUGUGAUCCAUUUGGAAAAGUAUGUGGGAAUAGGAUGGAUUAUAUGUUUUGGGAUGGAGUUCAUCCAACUGAAAUUGGAUUUAGAUUAGUAGCAAGUAGAGCCUUUAAUGCCAAACAAGCUGGUGACACUUACCCUUUUGAUAUUAACCACCUUGUCAAACUAUAUAAAUAA